AAUGAAAAUAAAGACUGACAGAAACAGACGAUGGCUGAGAAGUGUCACAUGUGUCUACUGGGACUGAUCCUUUUCUGUUCACUUCUCACAGGUACCAUUGAAGUGGAUGACACUCACGAGUUCUGCAGUUCUGGUGGAAGUGUCCGUCUGCCCUGUAAUAAUGCUCUUUCUGACUGCACAUCAACCGUUUGGACCUAUAGCAGACAUUCAAAGACAGCUGAACUGAUUGCUUUAGGGAAAAAGAAGACAGACACAGAGAGACAUGAGAGACUGAGUCUGGGCUCUGACUGCUCUCUGAACAUCACCAAAGUCACAAAAGAUGAUUAUGGAUCUUACAGCUGCCAACAAUAUGUGAAUGGACAACACUAUGGAAGUGAUGCACGUGUUUAUCUGCAUUUUCUUCAUGUUUCAGUCUCUCCAUCAUCCUCUCAGAUCAGAAACGGCAGCUCUGUGACUCUCUUCUGUCAGUUGUAUCAUGAUCAAGUUUCUUGUGAUACUUUGGUCCGUGCUGAUGGAGUUCAGCUGAUCUGGGAGAAUCAGGCUGGUGUGAGCCUACAGACAGACUCUAGAUAUCAGAUAUCACCACCAGGAAACUGUUACAGCACUCUGACUACAACACUCCUGGAUGAAGAUCACAACACAGAGUGGAGAUGUCUGGUUACUCAGAUAAAUCAAGUGAAGACCUCAGCCACAUAUAUUGUCAGGUAUUCAGAUCCAGCUGACAGUACAUCAGAGACUGUAGACUUUAUGACUGAUGGAUCAUUAUUCAGAGUGAUUUUAAUUAUUGUUGAGAUUGCAGUGUUUGCGGCUCCUACUGUGAUUCUCCUUCAGAGUCUCUGUACAAGAGCUGGAAGGAAGAACUCUCACCACCCAAAGGAAAUAGAGAUGUCUACAGUAUUACAAUGAAAUAGCCUUUAUAAAUGUACUAUUUAUAAAAAUAUUCCAGCACAAUUUAUUUUAAAGCUUAUGGAUAUUUUAGAUAUUUGCAUACAGCUUUCAAUGUCAUUUUCCAUUGCUCUAUAUUGUACAGACUGCUUUUAAAUAUGUUAUUAAAUACAGUAAUCAACAAAGCGAGACAGGUACCUUAAUAAACGUAUGAUUGUUUACACAGAAAUCAUACUAUAAAUUUCUAUUUUAUUUUUGUCUUUAAAAUAAAUUCAACUU
Molecule: messenger RNA, 1164 nt
Organism: Carassius auratus (goldfish)
Lineage: Eukaryota; Metazoa; Chordata; Actinopteri; Cypriniformes; Cyprinidae
Product: contactin-3-like
Exons: 6
Coding region: 31-906 (291 amino acids)
Biological process (GO): T cell activation; positive regulation of ERK1 and ERK2 cascade; interleukin-15-mediated signaling pathway
Cellular component (GO): membrane raft; external side of plasma membrane
Molecular function (GO): protein tyrosine kinase binding; MHC class II protein binding
Source: RefSeq, a predicted model, not a curated record